GAGAGAGAGAGAGAGAGAGAGACUUCAUAUCCUGGAGAAAGCACCAAUAUAUGUGAAUCACUGAAUUCCUACAAAUGAUUCAAUGCAACGAAAUUUCUCUCUUAUGUGCCAUAUCUCUAGAAAGGAACUAGCAUUGCCAGAUGUGUUCAAUGAGUUUGCUUGCUGCUAAGCCCUGUAUCAAGGUUAGCACUGGCAAAUUCCCAUCUCGAAACUCCAUAAUUAUAAGAUCAGAAGUGGCUAUGGCUCCCCAGCACAGCAGCACACGCAUUUUUCCUGCGUUAUCAAAGCAUGGCAUUCCUCUUGCUGAUUUACAUGUGCAGGAAAUUGUAAAAAGGCAGUCACAGAGUAACAACUUAGCCCGGGAAGAUCCAUGUAAGAAGCAACGGUUCCACCCUAUGUUUCUUGAAGAAGCAUAUGAAAGGUGCAGGAACAUUUGUGCAGAAUAUGCCAAGACCUUCUAUCUAGGAACUUUGCUAAUGACCGAGGAGAGACAGAAAGCCAUAUGGGCCAUAUAUGUCUGGUGCAGGAGAACAGAUGAACUCGUCGAUGGCCCUAAUGCUGGUUAUCUGAGCUCUGCUUCUCUUGAUAAGUGGGAAGAGAGACUGCUAAACAUUUUUAAUGGACGCCCUUAUGACAUGCUCGAUGCUGCGCUAACUGAUACAGUUUUCAAGUUCCCUUUAGACAUUAAGCCAUUCAGGGACAUGAUUGAAGGAAUGAGAAUGGAUACAAGGAAAUGUUGCUAUGAGAACUUUCAAGAACUCUACCUUUACUGCUACUAUGUGGCUGGAACUGUGGGUUUAAUGAGUGUUCCAGUGAUGGGAAUUGCACCAGAAUCUCCGGUUUCUGCUCAAAAUAUAUACAAUGCAGCACUCUACUUGGGUAUAGGAAAUCAACUGACCAACAUCCUCAGAGAUGUAGGAGAGGAUGCUUUAAGAGGGAGAGUUUAUCUUCCCCAAGAUGAGCUUGCACAGUUUGGACUCUGCGACAAGGAUAUUUUCUCAAGGAAGGUAACUGAUAGAUGGAGAGAGUUCAUGAAAGAGCAGAUUACAAGAGCAAGGUUCUACUUCAAACUGGCAGAGGUGGGGGCUUCUCAGCUUGACAAGGCUAGCCGCUGGCCAGUAUGGUCAUCCUUACUAUUGUAUCGGAUGAUACUGGAUGCAAUUGAGGGCAACGAUUAUGAUAAUCUGACAAAGCGAGCCUACGUUGGAAGGAGUAAGAAACUUCUCAUGUUGCCUCUAGCAUACACUAGAUCUCUAUCCACCUCAAUCUCGAUCCUUCACUAACAAGGCAUUUUGUAAAUAGAAGUAAUAUCAUGUGGGUGUACUUUAACAAUGUUAUUGGAGCUUAAU
Juglans regia (Persian walnut) is the source of this 1349-nucleotide messenger RNA. Its product is annotated as phytoene synthase 2, chloroplastic-like. The record is from RefSeq and is a predicted model, not a curated record. The coding region runs from base 141 to 1283 and encodes 380 amino acids. NCBI's taxonomy places the organism in Eukaryota, Viridiplantae, Streptophyta, Magnoliopsida, Fagales, Juglandaceae. Gene Ontology annotation, molecular function: geranylgeranyl diphosphate synthase activity. Gene Ontology annotation, biological process: carotenoid biosynthetic process. The transcript has 6 exons.